GACGCGUAGCAGGUUGCACGGGUGCGGACUCCUCGAGAGGCGCAGGCAGCCGAGUUCUUGAAGCCAGCGAUUAACGAGCUGAAAUUGAAGUCAGAGUGCGAACGAGGCCAAUUGCGCAAGGAACUUACCGAGGUGGUUAACCGCAUUGCUCAUUCUUGCUGAGAGCGCAAAAGUUAUACUUUAUGCCAAAAGUCACGGGAUAUAAAUCUGGCACUUCCUCGAUGUCGACAUCUCACAAGAUAUUCGUCAACACGAGAAGUUAUAAUAUUGGCAAUACUAUCAAAACUCAAAUGACACUGGAUACUCUCAGUGCAGGUGGCUGAAAACGAGCAUUGAGACUCGUGAGAGAGACGAUAGAAGAUUUAGGAUGAAAUUAGAGCCGAAGAUCGACCUAGAGAAUCGUAUCCCUGACGUAAGCUGUACCAAGGAACGUCGUGGUGGAAGUGCCAAGUAGAAGUGCAAAGACCGGGAGCGCAGGUGUUCUCGUUCUCGAAGAAUUCCUACCUCCGGAGAAACACUUUGAUUCAAUAGGAUAAACCAUAGGCGCGACGACGUAAGAGGCUUUCUCCACCUUUGGAAUGUGACCACCGCUUAUUCCCGCCUAUCGAAUUUCCUACCGUUCCCCGCUGACGCUCGCGAGCUCCAUGCGUACCCUCUGGUUCCUACUGGUUCCCUUUCUCUACCUGCAAACAAAACUCUUUACCACGUUGGCGCUGCUUGCGUCGUACUGUGCUGUAGUGAAGUCCGCAAGAGUCACAGGCGAGGAUCGGUAUAGUGUGAGAGAAAGGGCCGGACCCAGUGGACUCCAGUAGCACUACUCAGACUACAUAGCCAAAUAGACAACUUGGAAGAGUUUUCUACUCUGUGCCGGGUCUCCAGCUGUGACGUGUAGAGAAACGAAGGCUGGACCAAAGUUAAAGUCUCUCAAGGAAGGCAUUCGAGUGACUAGAAUAAGUCUGAGCAUCGAAGUCUCCGUGUCUGAGCAGAUCUAGCUGUGGCGCAUGCGCCAGGUAAUUUGCCUGGAGGAAAAAGAAGAAGAGAAGUCGUAGGAGGUGGUGGAAGGACAGAUAGAGAAGAGCCGAAGUGAAGGAAGAAGAAGAAGGAUAAGAAGGAGGGGUCUGCGAGGAAAGACGCUAUAGUGGUCCCCUUUUAGCCUCCCAUCCUCAAUGGAGGGGCACUCGGAGAAUAUUUACGCCUAAGGCUAUCGUUGCGAUCCUUGACGGGUACGUGUUCUCGUCACGAGCCAGUUUACAGGUACUCCUCCUCCUGAGAAGAACCUCACGACGUAGAUAGAUCCAGCAAUAAGCGUCCUCCUGCGGAGGCUGGAUACCAAAAUGGCCGCGCCUUGAAGGAUUUAACAUGCGUUAGCAGUAUCAGGUUGAGCAUAAGAAAAAAAUUGCGUCAAGGACUUGUCGAGUGAGAUCCAAUUGAUUCGUUCAAGUGAUUUUUCCCAAGGGAACCUGUGAUUAUGGUGACGAUACUCCGGUGUUACUUUUAAUUGAACGAUAUAGAAGUGUUGACAGCUGGUUAAAAAAAAUUUAAUCCUUGUCCUUUUACAUAUAUGAUAUUUAACUGAAUCUUCUAAUCGAAUAGAGAAGCGACCGAUAACGUGCUGCGUGAAGUGUUUUAUAAACUCGAGUGAAAUUUACGGGAUCUCAUGACGGACCUACGACUGUCAUAAGGUCAAACCCACAUAAAUUGACAUUAACUGACAGUACAACCACUAGAUGUACCAGAAGAUGACACGAGUUCUCCAGUGUAUUCUCUUGCUGGGCGUGGCUCUCCUGAGGGAAACUUCAAGCCACGUAGCACUCACGUUUCCCCGGGCAAGAAAGUAUGAUUUGGACUUCCUGGAUAACGCCCGGACCCCCGGUCCCUGCGGCAUGCCUCGAGGUGACGUCAAGACAUCCUUUCUCAGCGGAAGUAGCUUCAACGUGACCUGGCAUCUUGCAUAUGCUCAUAGGGGUGGCUUUAGGUUGCAAAUACUCGACGCACUGGACAGACCUCUUGUGGAUCUUACCCCUGUCACUCAGCAAAGUGAAUUCGUUGAGGAUGAUGCCACGGCUCAGAGAUUUCCGGUGGAACUUCCUCAGAACUUCACAUGCAAGGACUGCACUAUAAGGCUACUCCGAGAGGCUGAUGAAUGGGGAUCUACGUAUAGAUUUUGGUCCUGCGCAGAUAUCGAUAUACUCGAGCGUAAAGCCUAUCGCGAACAGUGCAGUGGACAUGGAACUUAUCUCCUAGGUAGAUGUAGAUGCGAUAGGCUAUAUCAUGGUACCAGGUGCGAAUACAAAGAAGAAUGUCUGGAUAAUUCGGACUGCGGUACGCAAGGGACUUGCGUGGAUAACCAAGGAACCACGUCACCAACAAAAUUAUGCUAUUGUAAUGCUGGCUGGUUUGGUCCUGGAUGUUCCAAGAGAUCUGCUGUGAAAAAUGCGGACAUUGAUUUUGAUGCUUAUACAAUGAAACAAUUUUCCGAUGACUUUACAUUCUACUGGAGAAUCCUUAAGGACAGUGCUGAGCUGGAAGGAGUGAUUGUCGUUAACGGGACAUCCUGGGUAGGGGUAGGAUGGAGACCCUCGACCUUAACAGCAGCUUGUCGUUCCUUUCCGGUAAUUCGAGAUCCUCCUAGCGAGCCACUCCCUCAACCGGAACCAAAAUCAGAACCUGAACCGGAGCCAGAAUCUCACCAUGCUCCAGCAUCGGAACCGGAACCUGAACCUGCUGCUUCAGUGGCUGGAACUACUCUGGAAUCUGACCGUACCAAAUCCGCUGCUAAGAGACGUUCACCUGCUAUGGAAACUGACGUUAUUCCGGCUGAUAUGGGUGUGACUGUACAAACUAGUGUAACUUACAGAGUCAGCACGAAACAAGGACGAAAGAAGAGAGCGGCGGCAGGGACAUCUGCCACGCCUGAACCAACUGGAGAGCCUGUUGGCGAGCCUACGCACGGCACUGCUGAGCCUGAACCGAAAUCCAAACCUGAACCUCAAUCGGAACCCGAGCCUAAAUCUGAACCUGAACCAGAACCUAAGUCAGAACCUGAACCUAAGUCAGAGCCUGCACCUGAACCCAAAUCAGAACCCGCGCCUGAUCCUAAGUCUGAUCCUCCACCUGAACCCAAAUCAGAACCCGCGCCUGACCCUAAGUCAGAGCCUGCACCUGAACCCAAAUCAGAACCCGCGCCUGAACCUAAAUCUGAGCCUGAACCCGAGCCCAAAUCUCAUCCUGAACCCGAACCAAAAUCCAAACCUGAACCUAAGGCUGAACCAGAACCGGAAUCCGAAUCCGAACCUGAACCGAAAUCUGAACCUGAACCGAAAUCAGAGCCAGAACCAAUCUCCAAACCUGAACCAACUUCUGAACCAGAACCUAAAUCUGAACCAGAACCCAAAUCUGAACCUGAACCAAAUUCUGAACCAGAACCCAAAUCCGAACCAGAACCAAAAUCCGAACCGGAGCCACAGUCCGAGCCUGAACCUAACAACACGUAUGGAUCAACUAAAGCCCCAGUGCCAACAGCCGUCCACAAGUACACCCCCAAACACGAUUUCAACCCUAUGGAUUGUACGGACAUCAUCAUCGGUACAGCCAGGGGUAAUACACAUCGAGUAGGGGAUUACUAUACAAGAGACAGAUCAACUCCUCGCCAAGACAGUUUCUGGGGUGGAAAAGAUAGUCUAACAUCCGCCUUUGGUUUCGAAAAAGACGGUCGUACGACGAUAGUCUUCAGGAGGAAACUCACCACUAAUGAUGUAACCGACCACGAGAUCAUCGACGGAAACAUGCAGGUUAUCUGGGCAAAAGGUCAAAUGCCAGGGAAGUACAUUCACAACCCUCCAAGUGGAGUGGAAAAGUCAAAGGUCUCCGUACCGCAGUUUUACAAAACGGAUGAGCUUAAGUACCACGGUCAUAAGAGUCAAAGAGGAGUGGCUACCUUCAAUUUCUUUGAAGAGAAAAAAAAGGAAUCCGGUGGUCAGACUCCUCUCCAGGGUGGCGGAUGCGGUGGUGAAUGGCGUUAUCCUAGAAAAUGUUCAGUGGAAAAUGAUACCUGUGAAUAUUCCGUUCAAUGGAUCUACAAGAGUAAAAACGAUCAACUAUCCUUUACUAUUAAAUCAAAUCAUACGGAUAAGUGGACCGGUAUAGGAUUUUCUAAUGAUCAGAAGAUGUCACAAACGGAUGCUGUCUUGGGAUGGGUUGACAAAACAGGGAGACCUUUCGUCAUGGACAUCUGGUUAAGCGGUUACAGUCCUCCUCUUCUGGAUGCCUCUCAGGAUAUCUACAAUGCCAGCGGUUAUAUUAAGGAUGGUAUCACCACAUUACAAUUCUCAAGGAAGAGGAUUACAAAGGAUAAUCGUGACCUAUCGUUCACCGACGAUCACUGCCUCUACAUGAUGUUCCCAAUCAAGGGUGGGGUUUUUUAUGAGGUUAAUAAGAAGAUCAGGAAGCAUGAAACGGUCCCUAUUGUUUCCACCGACAGGAUUUGCAUAAGGUCCUGUGGGCCAGAAGAUGAAGAGAAUGAAAUUUCCGCAUCGGCACCGCCGAGAUUAUUUUACGAGGUGGAAGUCAAGCUGGUGAAUCUCGGUGACGGAUUCCAGACUCCUGCACCUGAAAGUCCGGAUUUCCAAGAGAUAUCCAACACCAUCGCUAACAGUUUUGGACCCAGUCUCAGUAACAAGCUGCCAGGAUAUUACGGAUUGGAACUCAACAAGCUCGAGAAGAACAAUGAUGAUAACGGUGUCAUCGCGAAAAUGAAUUUGAUCCUGGAUAAGAACGAGGCCAAGGGUAGAGCCCUUAAACCAGAGGAUACCGACGCUGUAGCCGAGGGUGCCUUUAGGGAGGCACUGAGCUCGGGAAGGGUUGGUUCCCUUACGGUGGAUCCACAGUAUCUUGUCAUCAGAGCUCCAAAAGUUAACGACGCUGACGUCAGAGAUGACGAGGACGAUCUGACGUCACCAUCAUCAACCGGUGUACUACUAAGUGCUACCAAGUUGUAUAUCGUGGUUGGUUGUGUUGCCGCUCUAGUUGCCCUGGCAUUAUUACAAGCUAGCUGCACGCUCUACAGGGCAUCGAAAAGGCGGACUACCAAGGCAAAACGAUCCUUACAAGAUCAGUUGAUAGCGAAGAACGCAUGGAGGGACUAUUCCUCGGGGGCCAAUACCAAUUACGCAUUUGAGGCUUUUGAAACAGAGGAAAAGGCACCUCCGCCUGUAUCGAGUUUACCAAGACCCAGAGACGUUCCCGAUGGUCAUCGGGUAGCUCUAAGCGGUACGGCUGGUGGUGUAGCACCAGGUCCUCGUGCUACGUAUAGUUUACCGCGAGCACCAGGUCCACGACAACCACCACCCCCGCAGCCAGGAUACUACACGCAGGACCGUAGAAACCAACGUUUCAAGGGUAGCAAUACUAGUGCUAGUGGUCAGCCACAGCCAGACUUUUACUUUAUGCCAAGUCAGAGAAAAUACAGCGGGGAGGUGGUCCGUGUCUACGUGGAUUACGGCAAUCAGCCGAAGUAAGAUUGGAAAACGUGUUAUAAAAUCUUGUAAAUACAUAAGCGACGACGCGGCGGAUCCUCGGCGCCCAGAAACGCCCCGUUCAUUGACAUGGCCACCCAUCAGAAUAACGAUCAACCACCAUCACCAUCACCACCAAAGAGCAAACGGUGCCUCAGCGACGACGCCCGGCGUCGGCGCAAGCCUGUACAUUCGCUUUGUCUUACACUAGUUAAGCUCUAAGUUAAUCUUUACGCACUAUUUAUAAGAUGAAAUAUAAUAGUAUAAGUGAGGAGGAGCGGGAGAGUUAAUGUUUGAAAUAACAGUUAAAGAAAACUAUGAAUGAUAGUAAAAGCAAAGAGAAAAAGGAACAGAAAAUGUAUAUCAAAGGGAAAAGCCCGGCGCGAUGUAAUAAAGUCUUUGUACAAUCUUUUUUUAACCCAA
Messenger RNA from Cephus cinctus (wheat stem sawfly), 5936 nucleotides. RefSeq lists its product as uncharacterized. NCBI's taxonomy places the organism in Eukaryota, Metazoa, Arthropoda, Insecta, Hymenoptera, Cephidae. The transcript is spliced from 15 exons. The coding region runs from base 1728 to 5516 and encodes 1262 amino acids. The record is from RefSeq and is a predicted model, not a curated record.